UAAAUUUAUUUGUCCGACUUCACCAUCGCCAAGAUAAACUAUCCGAUUUACUAAAACACAUCUUGAACAAGAAGAGACGUCCAUCUGAAAAUAUAUCAUUAAUUUUUAUGCGCAUAUAAUUGUGACUCGCCCCAGCUGGCUAAGAUGUAUAUUUAUCCAUAUAUCUACAUAUAAUUUUUAUGCGCAUAUAGUUGUGACUUGUGUGGGUAUAUAAACAGAUAGAUAGCAGAACGAAAACCAUUCCCGACCCGAGAAGUUAUUCCUCCAAAUUUCAAUGGCCAAGCAAUUAGCUAACAGCUUCACUCGCUCUCUCGUGCCUGUGCUCCUGAUGUCUCUGUUUUUAGUAUUUACAGAAAUGCCAAUAGCAGAAGCGAGAGUCUGUCAGAGGCUCAGCACGACGUGGUUGGGUUUCUGUGGGAAUUCUGGCAACUGCGAUCGGCAGUGCAGGGAACGGGAAGGUGCUCUUCAUGGGGCUUGCCACACUAAGUUCCCUGGAGUCGCAUGCUUCUGCUACUUUAGAGCAUCACUGAUGGAGGGAGACGAGUUCCAAAUUCAGGGAAUCUACUCUGAUACCAUGUGCGCGUCCCAUCACAAAAAUUGGGAUAAAGAAAAUUUUGAAACUCAACACUCCAAUGGAUGGGACCAUUGGUCCCAUUAUUGGUCCCAAAUGAUUUUUAUGCAGGAUCCAGGACUUAUUUAAAAAAAAAAAAGAGCCGUUGGCAACGCUGCCAAAGGAUCCUUAUAUACAUACAUAUAUAUAUAUAUAUAUAUAUAAAGUGUAGUGCACGGUGGGUCCCAAGCGCUGCAAGACUCCGCCAGCUGACAGCGUCAGAGCGCCUAAUUGGUGCGCCUUGAAUUGGGACCGGAUUGGACCGGCUCAAAAUCCCAUUGAAGAUGUUCUUUAAUUACUGCUGAUGAAAGACCACCAAAAUCACUGUAUAUGGUCUCUACUUCUCUGCAUUCCUAAAUAAGCCGUCCUCUGUUGUUGGCAAUGUUUACCAUCAGUUCGUAAUAAGUCCCAUGUUUCAAAA
Punica granatum (pomegranate) is the source of this 1031-nucleotide messenger RNA. Lineage: Eukaryota; Viridiplantae; Streptophyta; Magnoliopsida; Myrtales; Lythraceae. The record is from RefSeq and is a predicted model, not a curated record.